UGUUCGCCGACAUAGCUACAUAAACCCAUGUGAGAAGUCGCAAUUGCAGACUUGAGUUUGAUGAUCAGCCAACCUCGUUGGCUUUUCCCGGGACAGGAGAACGGGAAUCCGCACUCUACACUCUAAUCUCUAUCCCUAAUUUGUGACUUCUCUAGAAUCCAAAAAAAUGUUAGAAAACCCUUCAGAUCCCCAAUCCAAUACUCUUCCUGCUCCAAUCAAGCGUUAUGCACCUCCCAAUCAGAGAAAUCGUGGUGUCAAUCGCCGCAAAUCUGGAGAUCGAUCAGAUAGAACAAGCAAUCUCCAGCCUGAUGGGGAUAAGAAUUUGAGUUCUGGUUUGGAGAGCACUUGGAGUAUAGAUCAUUUUGACACAGGGAGCAGCAAAAGCAUAUAUGAGAGUUUUCGUCCACGAUUGAUAGCCCUAAAUGGUUGUGGUAGAAGUGAAGCUUCUCAGCUUUUGCAUGAACGUUGGAAAGAAGCUAUUCGGUGCUACAGUGAUCCCACAGUAGAUUUAUCAGAAAGACCAACCAUGUACACAGGAAAUGCUGGAACAGCAUGGGGAAACUUUAGAGUUCCGCAUCAGUUUAUACAUGGCCCGCCAAUGGAUUUCUUGGCAGAACUUCAACAUGUUAUGAACAGAAGUCGUGCAAGCUCGAUGAAAUAAAAACGGCACUUGAAGAUGCUACUAUCUAUCUAUAACGUAAUAUCCGGUUGUGUAACUCAACUUAAUAGGUAUUUUGGACGAGCGUACUAAUAUAUGUCAAAAGUCUUUUUUAGAUUGGCUAUUCGGAGGUGACAUUCCGUUAUACUUACUACUUUAUGGUGUUUUCCCUAUUUUCAUCGUCUUAAGAUGAGGUUGAGGCAAACGGGUUGUUCAA
This is a messenger RNA of Amaranthus tricolor (Joseph's coat), 875 nucleotides long. RefSeq lists its product as uncharacterized. NCBI's taxonomy places the organism in Eukaryota, Viridiplantae, Streptophyta, Magnoliopsida, Caryophyllales, Amaranthaceae. The transcript has 6 exons. The coding region runs from base 167 to 661 and encodes 164 amino acids. The record is from RefSeq and is a predicted model, not a curated record.